This is a messenger RNA of Aphidius gifuensis, 1044 nucleotides long. It is a transcript of the gene CIA30, whose product is annotated as complex I intermediate-associated protein 30, mitochondrial. NCBI's taxonomy places the organism in Eukaryota, Metazoa, Arthropoda, Insecta, Hymenoptera, Braconidae. Gene Ontology annotation, cellular component: mitochondrion. The transcript has 2 exons. The record is from RefSeq and is a predicted model, not a curated record. Gene Ontology annotation, biological process: mitochondrial respiratory chain complex I assembly; mitochondrial electron transport, NADH to ubiquinone. Bases 107 to 997 code for a protein of 296 amino acids.
UAUGCAAUUUUAUGGUGGGGAGUUUGAUGUACUCAUUACAACAUUUAACAACAAUUCAACAUUCUAAUAUUUAUAAAAAACUUGAUAAUAAAUAAAUAAAUAAAUAAUGACUAGUCGAUUGUUGGGACGUUUGUCCCAACUAAAUAUUAUUAAUUGUAGAACAAUUUAUACAACAAAUAAUUUAUCAGCAUUUCAUGAAAUUGAUAAAAAAUCAUCAUAUCCUCGUAUAUCAGAUUAUCAAGAAGAAAAAAAAACAAUAUUACAACGUAUGAAACUUGGCUAUUCACAAUUAAAACAAGAAAUGUCAUUGUUCCAAGAAGAAUUAAUAGAUAAAUUUUAUAUGGAUCCAAUAUCAGCAUUUAGACAAGGUGAAGUUGAUGUUAAAUGGAAAUUUAAUGGUGAUCCAGAAUUAUUAAAAAAAUGGGUUGUAACAUGUGACAGUGAUUACAAUGAAGGUUUUUCAAAAGCAACAUUUGAGUAUACACCUCAAGGAAGUGCAUUAUUCUCAGGAAUACUUGAUACAAGAUUGCCAAGAGAUGGUAAACAAAAAGGUGCUGGUUAUUGUAAUAUUCGUUCAACUUUACCAAGAAAAGCAUUUGGUAGAGCUGAACCAAUGGACUGGGGAAUGUAUACACAUUUGAUAAUGCGAAUUCGUGGUGAUGGACGUAAUUACAUGUUAAAUUUAACACUUGAUAAUUAUUAUGAUGUUACAUGGAAUGACAUACAUGGAUUUGUUCUUUAUACAAGAGGUGGACCAUAUUGGCAAUAUGUUAAAAUACCAUUUUCAAAAUUUUUCUUAUCAAAUAGAGGUAGAAUUCAAGAUUCACAAGCUCCAAUUAGAUUAAAUAUGAUUAAUCAUGUUGGUGUAACAUGUGGUGAUGAUAUAUGUGGUCCAUUUAGUCUUGAAAUUGAUUAUAUUGGUCUUGAACGUGAUCAAAGAUUCAUGGAAGAAUUUGCAUAUGAAAUGUAUAGACCACCAAAUCCUUAUUAUAUUUAAAUGUAAACUAAAUUAAAAAUUAUGUAAAUAAACAAAUGCAAAAUAUA